Messenger RNA from Cryptosporidium muris RN66, 2331 nucleotides. RefSeq lists its product as uncharacterized. The record is from RefSeq and is a predicted model, not a curated record. Bases 1 to 2331 code for a protein of 776 amino acids. NCBI's taxonomy places the organism in Eukaryota, Apicomplexa, Conoidasida, Eucoccidiorida, Cryptosporidiidae. The transcript has a single exon.
AUGAAAUAUCUUAAUGCGAUUUUGGAGAAAUUAAGGAAUAAAUAUAAUAAAGAAACUGAAAAUGGAAUAGGUAUUUAUAUAAUGAAGGAAUUGACUUCAACAAUAACUUGUUCUACUCUAUUUAUGACUUCAAAAGAAUAUAUAGAUAAUGAUCUAUUUGAUUGUGAUCCUAAUGUAUUAGAUAUUUGUACAUUUGGAUUAGAACCAAGUAAAAGAUUGGAACCAAGUAAAGUAUUAUCAAAUACUUCAUUAAAUUCUAUAUCUGAUAAUAAAUCUUUAAUUAUACAUGAAUAUAUGACAAUAAAUUCAGAUAAUAGGAUAAUUCGACCAAUGUCACCAAGUAAUUCAAUUAGUAGUAUUUUAACUACAACAGAUAUUUGUAAAUAUAAUAUAUCUUAUGAUAAUUUAGAUAUGAAUUUAUUAGAGAUAAUUCCUAAUUUGGAUAAAUUAGAAUUAUUAUACAAGGAAAUUCAUAAUUCUUUAAAUAAGAAUUUAUCUAUUCAAGCAUAUUCAUUAUUUAUGAAAUUAACAUAUUUAUUAUUAGAAGUAUUAGAAAAAUUAGAAUAUAUUGGAUAUAAAGUUAAGAUUGAAAUAGAAUUAUUGAUUAAUAAUGGUGAAAAAAUAGGUAAUGAAGUAUUUAAUAAUACACAAUCUCAACAAGGAACUCAUUCAUUUUUAAAACGUAUUCAGAACAGAAAUAAUUUAGGUUCUAUUUCAAAUAAUAAAAAUAUUAUUGAAUUAGUUGAGUUGACACAAAGUGGGAUACCAUUUAAAAGUGUGAAUAAUAAUUAUCAACAUAAUAAUUCUAAAAGAUGGCGUAUUAAUCAAAAAUCUUCUGAUAAUAAUAUAAAUAUUAAUACUAGUAAAUCAAAAAUAUAUUUAGAACCUUAUCCAUUAUUUCCUAAAAUAUUAAAUAAAAAAAAGAGAUCUUGUAAAUUAAAUUUGGAACCUAAUUCAAAUUAUAAUUUUGAUACAUAUUCUAGAUUUUAUAAAUUGGAAGAAUUUCCUUGUAUAAUAUUUUCUUAUAAUUGUCAAUCUAUUUAUAAUAAAUGUUUUGCUGAUUCAUCUCAUAGAAAUUUGGCAUUGGAGUAUAUAAAAUUUCCAACUAAAGUAAAUUGUAUAGGAUUAGGUAAUAAUAAUCCAUUGGCAAAUUUUAUUAAACAAAUAGUUACAGAUAUGCACCUUCAUAGAUUAAGAUUUACAAUAUUUAAAUGUUCAGAGAGUUAUAGAGGAUUAAUAUCUGCAUUAAGAAUUAGGCAAUCAUAUUCAAAAACUAAUAAUAAUGAACAAGAAGAUCAUAAUUUUUUACAGAAUAAAAGUAAUAAUUCUAGUGAAAUUUCAGAUGACGAAUCUGAUAUAUAUAAUGAAUUAUAUAAAGGAAAUCAAAAUCCUGAAUGGAAUACAUUAGAUGAUUCUAAUAUAGGAAUGUGGUGGGCAAUGGAUUCAAAUUCAGAAUUUAAAGUUUUAUGUGAUUUUACAGUUGAUACAAAUGUUGUAAAUGUGAUUAGUAUUGUUAAUGAAAGUAAUCUUCAUUCACAUUGGGCUCCAUUUGUUACUAAUUCAGAAUGUAUAUCAUAUAUCGGUUUAUAUAGUCAACUUAUUAGCCAUUCAUCUAGUUUACCAUGGCCUAUUGGGCUUUGCCAAUGUUCACUUUAUUGUGUAGCAGUAGAUAUAUGUAGAUCAUCUAAUAAUCAACCAUGUGUAAUUAUUACUGCUGUAUCAUUUCCAGAUAAGGCAGAUUCUGCUUGUGGUAUUAAGACAAAAGAUCAACCUAAUAAUGUUUCAAAAUUGGAUAUACUAUCUUUAUGUUUUGUUAUUCAACCAUUUGGUGGCAAUAAUUUAAAAACAAGAAUUUCAUUUAUAUCUAAAUCAUUGAUUCCAAUACCAUCAUUUGUUCCUAAAGCAGUACCAUCAUUUAUUGCAAAACAAAUUGGUAAAUGUCUUUUUAAUAAUUUAAUGAGAAUUAUUAGGAAUUUUGAAAGUUCACCAUUUUAUGAAAGGAUAUUAGAUGAUGUUGAAUUUUAUGAAUUUGUUAGAAAUAGACUUAAUAUAAAUUCAGAAAGUGGAGUUAUAAAUAAUAUUAAUAAUCCUAUAUUUGAUAUAAAUUUGAAUUAUAAAGAUAUUAAUUAUUUUAAUAAAGAUGAAGAUAAAUCAUAUAUAUCAGUUACAAUGAAUAUUUUACAUACUUCUUAUUCAAUGGAAACAUCUGAUGAAGAUAUAGCAUAUACACCUGGAGUAUUAAAUUCAAAGGAUAUUUUAAAAGAUACAUUUGAUAAUACUUUAGAUCCUCAAAUUUCAAAAGUUAUAGGAUAUCUUUUUCCUAAUUUCUAA